GUGUUGCCACUACUUAGUAUGGCAUGGGAAUGAGAUAAUAAAGCCUUGGCCACAGCUUAAUAAGGCAUUAUCUCAUUCCCACGCCUUACUAAGUCGUGGCCACGACUUAAUUAUCUACGCGUUAACAUGGCAUGGCCUGCGUUAUUCUUAUUUAUACGGGAUGCACAUCACCAGCAGGGCUCCGUAUAGUUAAUUAGAGUUAAAUGAUCUAUUUAAAAAUUUCAAUUUUAACAAAUCCCUGAUUAGGGCUUGCUUUUGGAUCGGCCUAUGUGUCAAUAUUAAUAUUAACAAUUAUCAAAAGUGCCGGAGUUUAAAGAGAGUUUUCUCUUUAACUUUUUUUACUGUGUUGUUUAGGCUUGAAAAUUAGCAUCUUAUUGUUGAUUUGUUUCAUUAAAGCAGUAUUUACAGUGAUAUAUUUAUAUGUAAAAGUCCUUUUAUAUCUUCCAAACAAAUAAACAAGGUUAUUCUAGUAAGAAAAUAACACAAGCAAAGGAGAAAAAAUUAAGUGACAACAAAAAUACAUUAUUAGCAGUGGCUAAAAGGUUUUUUGGCGCCAAACUCCCAAGGCCCCGCCCCCAGCAGUACCUCCUGCGCUGGGAUUGGCUAGCGAGGUCUCGGCUCCUGCGCUGGGAUUGGUUGGCAGCGUCCAGUCUCCGUCGGGGGGGGGGGUUGUGAAUGUGCGCUGACGGAAUAAGGAGGGGAAACAAUAAAAAACGCCGCCUGGCUUUAAAACUGAAAGGUAAUGCCGUUACUAUAGCAACGAAAAACGCCUCCGCUGUUGAAAAUGACCUGCACUAGCACGCGAUGCGUAUCCUGGCAACGAUAGAUGACCACAGAGGAUGAUAGAGAAGGAGAAACCCGUCAGACCUGAACUGCUCAGGUGAACAGCUUCACGUUAGCAGCGCUGCUGUAGGAGGUGAGCGAGUCCUGCAGUGAACAGUCCAGAAUGAAGUCUUACCUCUGACAGCAUGGGGCGUUUCCUCGAUGGCUGCCAACAGUUCUGUGCCCCUGGUGUUUCGGCUCCAUGAAAACACUCCGGAGGUGGUGCGGGAGGUGCUGCUGGAGCGUGGCUGGGAAGAGUAUGACCCACAAGAGCAGGAGGAAGGGGACUGGAACCUCUACUGGCGUACCUCAGCCUUCCGCAACUUUGAGUAUGAGAACAUUUUACCCUGGCAGAGGCUGAACCAUCACCCUAAAACGGCGAGAAUUGCACGCAAGGACUGCCUGGCACGCAACCUGAGAAGAAUGAGGGGCACGUAUGGCGCUGCCUUGUAUGGCUUCAGCCCCACGGCCUUCAUCCUCCCGAAUGACUACACCAGGUUCCUGGAAGUGUAUACCAAGACUCGUGUGGAAAAUGCUAGAAAGCCGGGAUACUGGAUCUGUAAACCGGUGGAUCUCUCCCGAGGAAGAGGAAUCUUUAUCUUUGAUGACAUCAAGCACCUGGCUUACAAUUCCCCUGUUAUUGUACAGAAAUAUAUCAGCAACCCUCUUCUAAUCUCAGGCUACAAGUUUGACUUGCGGAUCUACGUCUGUGUGAAAAGCUUCAGUCCUCUUACCAUCUACAUGCACCAGGAGGGCUUGGUGCGUUUCGCGACAGAGAAAUACAACCUAGCAUCUCUGGACAACCUGUUCUCUCACCUGACGAACACCAGCAUCAACAAAUUCGGUCCAUUUUACACCACAGAUAAAGAGCGGGUAGGUCAGGGGUGUAAGUGGACAUUGAGCAAAUUCCGCAGUUUCCUUCACAGCCAAGGCAUCAACGAACUUCUGCUCUGGCAAAAGAUCAACAACAUAGUGACGCUGACCCUGCUCACGAUGGCUCUCAUUCCGUCCAGCCCCAACUGCCUGGAGCUGUUUGGCUUUGAUAUCCUCAUCGAUUCCAACUUAAAGCCUUGGCUGUUAGAGGUCAAUUAUAGCCCUGCACUUUCUCUGGACUGUCCUGCUGAUAUAGUGGUCAAAAAAGGAGUGAUAAAUGAUCUCAUCGACUUGAUGAAUUACAGGAAGGUAGAUGGUCUAAGACAGCAAGAAUAUCUCAGACGAAGACACAAACGAACUUGCUGUCUAGGUAGCCCGUCUUCACUAAGAAAAAGCCCUGCACCAUUUCUGAUACCAAAGUCUGUGUCUGGAAAGAAGAGGCAAAGGCAGUCCAGCUUAAAUUCUCUGAAUGGAGAAAAUCUUGAGUGUCCAUCAGUGGAGAGAAGCGUUAAUUCACAAGGCUCUGCUCUUCAUCCAGCCUGUCAGAAUUCAAAGGCCGUCAUUGUUAGUGGAAACAAAACAAAGAGUCCUCUACAAGUGGAGGGCCCCACCUGCUGGUCUGAACUUGAAGAGUCACUUGAAAACCACAGGCAUAUAACUAGGCGCUCCUUAUCAAAUGCAUGCAGGUUACCUGCCAUUCAUGACCCCAAGUACAAGCCCCCAAGGUUCUCAUGGGACCAGAGAACUCAUGAAAUGACCACACCAUCCCUUCGCGUGGGAGAUUUCAUACUGACGUUUCCUUUCAACGAGGUCACUUGGAAAGCCUCACAGGAUGCACUGGAUGUAAAGACUGUAUUGCACGAAGUACAUCAGCUCACGAGUCAGCUUACCUUCUCUUGUGUACACAGAGAGAAGAGAGGGAAGGAGAAUAAUGACAGCAGUACAGCCAUAAAAGAUAAAUUCGCAUCUCUCCUCUGGGGUCCUAGAAACCCCCCACUUCUGAGUGAAUACUGCUCCUCAAACUGAAUAGGCCUGGCCUUUCAAGUAAAAUGCUUGAGGAAGGAAAAUAUUCCCAGUUGGAUGUUGGAUGACAGCUAGCAUUUAACUUGAUACAUGCAGAUAUUGUAUUUUAAAAAAAUGUCUGGCAACUCACAGGAGAGUGAGAGCAAGUGUACAGCAGUGAACCCAGACAGUGAAAGUUAUCUCGGUGACUUUGGCUGUAGUAACAAAUGAGAUGGCUGUAAUCUGUUAUUACAAUAGCUCUGAUUUUUAAUGUUAUAUCACUGUGCUUACAUUA
Molecule: messenger RNA, 2992 nt
Organism: Colossoma macropomum (tambaqui)
Lineage: Eukaryota; Metazoa; Chordata; Actinopteri; Characiformes; Serrasalmidae
Gene: ttll2
Product: tubulin tyrosine ligase-like family, member 2
Biological process (GO): microtubule cytoskeleton organization; protein polyglutamylation
Cellular component (GO): cilium
Molecular function (GO): tubulin-glutamic acid ligase activity; tubulin binding
Source: RefSeq, a predicted model, not a curated record